Messenger RNA from Kickxella alabastrina, 1068 nucleotides. Its product is annotated as ASF1 like histone chaperone-domain-containing protein. Gene Ontology annotation, cellular component: nucleus. The transcript has 2 exons. Gene Ontology annotation, molecular function: histone binding. NCBI's taxonomy places the organism in Eukaryota, Fungi, Kickxellomycota, Kickxellomycetes, Kickxellales, Kickxellaceae. Bases 149 to 982 code for a protein of 277 amino acids. Gene Ontology annotation, biological process: nucleosome assembly; nucleosome disassembly; DNA replication-dependent chromatin assembly. The record is from RefSeq and is a predicted model, not a curated record.
AAAAAAAACAAAAAGCAUUUCUUCUCUCUCUAGUGCUCAAUUUGUUCUCUAUUUCAAUUAGCUUUUUUUUCUUUCUCUUUUUCUCUAUUUACGCCACAUAAAAAACUGUUUAUUUUUCUUUCCUUGUCUCUUUUACUCAUCAUCAACCAUGAGCGUCGUUCAAAUCACAAACGUCAAUAUCCUCGAGCCCGAGUCGCACUUUCUGGCACCAUACAAGUUUGAAAUUACAUUCGAGUGCCUAUCGCCCCUUGAAGAUGAUCUCGAGUUCAAGCUGGUAUAUGUAGGCUCUGCAGAUAACACAACACUGGACCAGGAGCUCGACUCGCUGCUUGUCGGCCCGGUGCCCGUCGGUGUCAACAAGUUUGUCUUUGAGGCCGAAGCACCUAAAGUCGACAAGAUUCCCAACGAGGACAUUGUCGGCGUAACCGUAAUUCUUCUGUCGUGCUCAUACAAGGAAAAGGAGUUUGUACGGAUAGGAUACUACGUGGACAACCUGUACAUUGACGAGGAGCUGCAGGCCAACACGCCAGAGGUCCCCGUGCUCGACAAGAUUUUCCGCAGGAUCCUGGCCGAUAAGCCCCGUGUCACUCGCUUCCCCAUCAACUGGGACGACCCCCACAGAGUGGAGGUCCCGCCUGUGCAAAGGCUCGACGGUGAGAUGUGCGAUGACGACGAUAUGGACACCGAUCUCCGCGAUGGCGAUGAGAUCGUUGGCGGCGAGGACGAUGACGAUGAAGAGGAAGAUGAGCUUGAGGACGAGGACGAGGAGGACGAGGAUGAGAAGGGUGAAGUUGAUCUUGAUAUGACGGAGGAGCAGGACGAAGCUGAAAUCCUGAGCGACGACGACGACGAAGGCGCUGUGUAUGAGGACGACGACGACAACAUGGCCACUGACGAUGCAGAGCAUUCCAGAAGUGCCUUUGGUGCUGAUGCUGCCUCGUACUCUGCCAUCUCAACUGGCGGCGGCAUGGACAUAGAGUAAAAUGUAUGCCUUUUAAUGUUGCUUUAGCGUACGCUCCUUCCACUUUUAUAACUAACGCGCUUUUUCUUUAUAAAAAGAUAAUGAUA